AGGAGGAGGAGGAGGAGAGAGAGGGAUGCGAGGAGCGGUAACACAAUACGGCUGAGGAGCAACAUGGAGGCUUGUGCCUGAGCCUGAUGCGGCAGCGGCAUUGUGCUCGCCCCUCCCGGGAGCCGGCGGCGGCGGUUGCGUGCUCUUGUCCGGGAUCCUGCCAGGAACAUCGCGGGACAGAGGCGAGGACAUGACCGGCUCUGCGGCGGCGCUUCUCCUCUGUCUGCUGGGCUGCGACGUGUGGACAGUGGCCCCCAAGACCCUGCGGGAGCAGAAUGCAGCGGCUCAAGAUGUGACGUUGAAAGUCCAAGUUAGUGACGUCAGUACACACCAGCCGCUCAGCAAUGCCGUCAUAGAGAUAUUCGCCAACCAGGUCUCUGCAGCUACUGGGACGACUGGGUCAGAUGGGACAGCGCUGAUCAAACUCCAGUACAAAUUGGGAAGUCAACUGAUUGUCACCGCCACCAAACACGCCUAUGUGCCAAACUCCGCACCCUGGAGGCCAGUCCGGUUACCAGUGUUUUCCUCCCUGAGCCUCGGUUUGCUGCCUGAGCGGUCGGCUACCCUAAUGGUCUAUGAUGAUGUUGUACAGAUAGUCUCAGGAUUUCAAGGGUCACAUCUGCAGCCUCGGGUGCACUUUGCAAGAAGCGCCCUGGAACUACCAGGAAAUGCUACCUAUAAAGAUCUCAACGCGUUCCUGACCGCCGCCAGCACUUCCUCGGAGGUGGAAAGUUUUCCUUACUUACAAGGGACCGAUGGAAACUCAUCAGGGAACAGCAGCCGCUUUGACCUCACACCAGUCACUGCCGUCAGCAUCCAUUUAUUUGGCGCUGACAAAACGGACAUAUUGGUUCAAGGCCCGAUCUAUGUGACUGUUCCUCUGCCGGCCCAUAGUAACCUUAAACACAAUGCGCAUGUGCCCGCUUGGAGAUUUGACCAGUACCAUGGAACGUGGGUGAAGAGCAGCAUAGGAAUCAUCCAGCAAGAAGGACCCCGGCUCACCUGGACCUACAUCGCUCCACAGAUGGGAUACUGGGUUGCCGCCAUGUCUCCUUCAAAGCCAGGUUCUGUGGUGACGCAAGAUAUCACAAGCUACCACACAUUAUUCCUCCUGGCAAUAUUAGGAGGGAUUGUGUUCAUCCUCCUGGUCCUGUUCUGUCUCCUGGUGUACUACUGCAGGAGGAAAUGUUUGAAGCCACGUCAUCACCGGAAGCUUCAUCUCACAUCUGCUUUGGAUUCUUCCAAGAAAGAUCAAGCCACAUCAAUGUCCCACAUCAACUUAAUCAGCCCCAUCCAUAUGGAGAUGAUGUCCUCCAGUGGAGAGAUCGACAUGCAUACUCCAAUGCUUAAGCCUUCAUAUAAUACCUCGCGGGACUUCAGCUCAAGAGAAGAACUUCUUUCUCACCAAGACGAGAAGAGCCGAAUGUCUUUGGAUAACUUGACCCCAAGUGGGACGUUGAGACAGGUGUACAAUAAAUCUUUGGAUCAGUUCAUUUUAAAAUCAAGAAAGUCUGCGGACAUCUCAGAUGGUUUUGUUUCUCCCAUGAACGACGAGUACCGCCGGAGUUACAACUCUGUGAUCUGUCAGUCUUUAGUUGAAAACAAAGAUCCAUCUGCAAACCACUUAACAGCAGGAAGUAAGCCAAACAUUCAGGAACAAAGUCACCCUGUGCCUUCUGCUCCUGAACAAGAGCAGGUCAUGGACCGACGGUCUAAUGAAUGUAUGAUGUCUAGGUCUGUAGACCACCUUGAAAGACCAACCUCUUUUCCUCGUCCAGGUCAGCUAAUAUGCUACAAUUCUGUCGAUCAGGUGAAUGACAGCGUUUACAGAAAUGUUUUGCCCACAUUGGUUAUACCUGCUCACUACAUGAAGCUUCCAGGAGAACAUCUCAUCGUGUCUGCGGAACAACCAUAUGAACUGGAACGUCUUCAAGCUGAGCUUUCCAAAUCUCACGGUCAACAUCCUCCACAGGUACAAGCCAACCAACUAAACUCUCAAGCAAUGUCACAGCAACAUUUACAAGAUGGUGAAGGCAUGGAGUGGAGCGGACAAAACCCAGUGAUGUCCGAAUCGGUUUCCAUUCCGGCUUCGUUGAACGAUGCGGCUAUUGCUCAGAUUAAUGGCGAAGUGCAGCUGUUGACCGAGAAAGCACUGAUGGAGCUCGGUGGAGGAAGACCUAUGCCUCAUCCCCGUGCCUGGUUUGUGUCUUUAGAUGGCCGGACGAAUGCCCACAUUAGACAUUCAUACAUUGAUCUCCAAAGAGCAGGGAAGAACGGGAGCAACGAUGCCAGUUUAGACUCUGGUGUUGACAUGAACGAACCAAAAUCUGGUCGAAAAGGAAGAAGUGAAAAAUUUUCAAUGCUGCAACACCAUCUGUCUUCGCAGCACCCGACUUUGCAGGAGCACCAGCAGCAUGAGCAAAAGUUGUCAGACGGCACCACGGCUUACACACAGCUUGUUUAUCUAGACGAUAUGGACCAAAGCGGUAGCGAAUGUGGAACACCUGUGUGUAGUCCUGAGGAUAAUAGACCUUUCAUUGAGGCACCAGCAAAAAAGAGCUGCGGCCAACUACCCAGCCUUCAGGAAGAAACUUUCAAACGAACUGCAGACUCCUCACCAGUGCCAUUAAACAGCCCUGACCACAAUUACUCCAUUCAGGACGAUGGUUCCGACGACCAAGGAGAGAAUAAAAAAAGCCCUUGGCAGAAACGGGAAGAGCGACCUCUUCUGGCCUUCAACAUGAAAUAAGUUGCUGGGCUACAAAAUGGAGUAGUUAAUUGCCAAAUAUUCUUUCUUUCGGGAAUGCUUACUUUGUAGGGGGAUGAGGGGGUCUGUUUGUGAAAUUUGGACCUGAUCUUCGAUGAUAAAGACUAGGCUCACAGAUGGUUUCAAGGAAAAGACGCAGGAUGGAUUUUAUGGAAUAUUUUAUAGUUAGUCAAGGAGUGGAUAGUUAAGUGUAGCACUACCCCAGCCUUGCUUUUGUACCGAACUCUAAGAACUUGACUGUUUCUUGCUAGGUCUUGACCACUAAACUCCCCAUGACGGGAGCACAUGAAGACAACUUGUAGUUUCGAAAACCGAUAGUAUCACAAUGUGUACUGUAUAUCUGUAUUCUACAGAGGCGAUGUAGACAUUCUUGCAAAAGGCUAUGCAUUGCUGCUUUUACACCAAUUGGCAUUUUUGCCUAGGCGCCGCUUUUAUUACUUUUUUUUUUAAAUAUGAGGCUGUAAAGAAAUAUAUUCCUUUUUGGGGGUUUUUCUUAUUUUUUUUUUUUUCAUUUUAAUCAGCUUUUAUCUUUUGUAAUAUAUUUCUGCUCAGAAGCUGUGAGUCUGAUCUCUUUUCUGGUAUUAACAUUAUUUGAAUUUUUUUUCCUAAACUUGAGCAAAAAGUGCAUUGUACAGUUUGUGUCCAUAGAAUCGAUCCCUACUCUCCAAGUGCCUUUUUUU
Messenger RNA from Bufo bufo (common toad), 3447 nucleotides. It is a transcript of the gene FAM171A1, whose product is annotated as family with sequence similarity 171 member A1. Lineage: Eukaryota; Metazoa; Chordata; Amphibia; Anura; Bufonidae. Gene Ontology annotation, cellular component: plasma membrane. The transcript is spliced from 8 exons. The record is from RefSeq and is a predicted model, not a curated record. The coding region runs from base 191 to 2749 and encodes 852 amino acids. Gene Ontology annotation, biological process: regulation of cell shape; stress fiber assembly.